AGGCAUGUCUGAGGAAUGGGAACGCCUCCAAGAAACUCUUAAAAAACGCCGGAUCCCGACCGAUUCCUGCUCAUUUUCCGUCCCUGCCGUUUCUGCGUGCUCGUCGGAUGUCGAAACUUGCCCACUAGUCGGACGGGGUGCAGACCCACAUGACUCUUCAUUUCAAGGGCUAAAUUAUAUUGCUGGAUUGGACGUCUCGUUUUUUGAAGGGACAAAUGAAGCGGUAGCAUGUGUGGUCGUGUUUCAGGUGCCCGGCCUGGUGAAAGUGUACACAAAGUGUCGCAAGGUGACCUUAACCGAGCCCUAUAUACCAGGCUUCCUAGCUUUCCGCGAAUCACCCAUUUUGCUGUCACUCUUGGAAGAAUUGAAGCAAGAACAUGAAGAAUGGUAUCCGCAGGUGGUAUUUGUGGAUGGCAAUGGAACUCUGCAUCCAAGACAAUUUGGUCUAGCUUGUCAUGUUGGGGUUUUGGCCGGCGUCCCGUCGAUUGGCAUUGCGAAAAACUUUCUCCAAAUCGAAUCUGAAGGACUCUUGUUAUGCGACAUGAAGGAUAUUGCACGUAAAAGGUUAGAUGGUGCCGGGAAGUGGCUGAGGAUCAUUGGAAGUUCUGGAUACGUCUUUGGUGCUGCACUCAGAUCCUCGCAAGAAUCCAUCAACCCUAUUUUCGUAUCACCCGGACACAUGAUAUCGCUGACAACGGCCGUGAACCUCGUCGCAUGGUGCUGCAAAUAUCGCGUGCCAGAACCAAUUCGUGCAGCCGACUUUGAGAGCAGAGAGAUUAUUAGGAGUGUGGAGAGGGAUGCCCGCAUGGCACUUGAACUCAAAGGUUGAUCCUGUACUAUGUCAUGUGUCCCACGGCAAUCAAACAGACAAACGCAAGAGGAUCAUUAAUAUUUACAGCAGACGUUAGUUCCACAGAACAUGUAUCAAAAAUGCGUCAAAACCAUCUAAAUUCUUGUAAAUUCUACGUAAAAUGGAACUUAAAUUGGAAUCCCGA
Spizellomyces punctatus DAOM BR117 is the source of this 995-nucleotide messenger RNA. RefSeq lists its product as uncharacterized. The transcript has 5 exons. The record is from RefSeq and is a predicted model, not a curated record. Bases 5 to 829 code for a protein of 274 amino acids. Gene Ontology annotation, cellular component: nucleolus; cytoplasm. Gene Ontology annotation, molecular function: RNA endonuclease activity producing 5'-phosphomonoesters, hydrolytic mechanism; single-stranded RNA binding. Lineage: Eukaryota; Fungi; Chytridiomycota; Chytridiomycetes; Spizellomycetales; Spizellomycetaceae. Gene Ontology annotation, biological process: DNA repair.